Molecule: messenger RNA, 7516 nt
Organism: Bacillus rossius redtenbacheri
Lineage: Eukaryota; Metazoa; Arthropoda; Insecta; Phasmatodea; Bacillidae
Gene: Grip163
Product: gamma-tubulin complex component 6
Exons: 13
Coding region: 1-4005 (1334 amino acids)
Biological process (GO): mitotic cell cycle; cytoplasmic microtubule organization; meiotic cell cycle
Cellular component (GO): spindle pole; equatorial microtubule organizing center; gamma-tubulin complex
Molecular function (GO): microtubule minus-end binding; gamma-tubulin binding
Source: RefSeq, a predicted model, not a curated record
AUGGGCUGGGCGUGCUGGUGCAGCGGCCGGCAGAGGCAGGCGGAGCGGCUGCACGGCUGUGUGGACCGCGCCUUGAGGGACGGGCUGUGCCGCGACCCGGGCUUCGUGGCCGCGCUGCGCUUCCUGCUGGCCUACGUCGAGGGCGGCUCCGAGCUGCGGCCCGCCCCGCAGGACGUACUGCAGGACCACCUGGACGAGUUCCGGCUGCCGUACAACAGCUCGUACGCCCACGUGCGCCCGUACCGGGAGAUCCCGCCCGAGGCGUUCGCCCCGCCGGAGGGGCAGGUGGCGCCCCAGGUGAACUAUGCUGUGUACCAGUUCCUGCCGGCCAGCGACCGGUUCCCCUUCUCCGCCGAGCCGGGCUCGCGCCUCCCGCUGCUCGGCCUGUUCACCCAUCGGCCCGCGCUGCACGCACUCAGGCAAACAGGGUUGUCCAGCGUGGACUCGGCCUUCAGCAUCCCGGAGCUGAGUUCGCCGAGGGGUCUCCGGAUCCCCAAACCACCUCCGACGUCUCAGGAAAUGACGAAGGACGAGGGCUACGGCACGCCCAGCCAGGAGUGCGCGGAGGCGGAGCCCGGCGGGGCGGACGCGUGGGGCCCCGCGCCGCGCCAGGACACCCGCCCCGGCAAGGAGCCGUGCUUCCUGCUGGAGGUGUCGCCCGAGGACAUGCGGCACGCGUGCCUGGCACAGGCCCUGGAGCAGCUUCACUCCCAGGGCUCCGCCCCUCCAUGCCCCCGUCACCUGCCUCGCGCCCUGCUGCUGUCCCACCUGCGCUAUCUGGCCGCCGGCAUCGAGUCCACCACGUUCGUCUACAACCAGGAUGUGCAGGCGUUCGAGAUCCAGCAGGAUGUGUGCAUGGAGGGCAUGGCUCCCGGGACGUUCUCGUCGCUGUGCGAGGACUUCCUGGCGUGCGGCACGCUCUGCCGCAGGCUGCAGGGCCUGGCGUGCGCGGGCGAGCCUGCCGGGGGCCUCGUCUACAAGGUGCGUGCUGCGCGGACAGCAGAGAGAUUGGGCUGUGCAAGGGCGGACAUCGUGCACUUCCCCAAGACUAGAGGAGAUGGCCUGAAAGAAGGCGGCGUGCAGGAGCGUGCGGGCCUACCUGACGCUGUACCGCCACGCCGUGCUGAGCGUGCCCACAGACUCCCUGACGCGCGCGCGCGCUCCCUGCUGGAGGUGCACGGCGUGCAGCUGGCGUGCCUGAGGGACGUGCUGGACGCAGGGCCCAGGGCCAGCGCGCUGCUGGCGCGUCUGUGCGGCCAGUUGCGCGCCGUGUCGCGCGCCGACCUCGCCUGCCUGCUGUGCUCCGUGCUGCUGUCCUGCUGCCGCGCCUACUUCAGCUUCCUGGAGAAGUGGAUCUUCGAGGGAGAGUGCAGCGACGUGUACGGGGAGUUCUUCAUCCAGGCGGUGCCCGAGUGGCAGAGUGGCGGGGGGCGCAGCUACUGGAGCCGGGGGUUCUCCCUGGACGAAGCGGAGGUGCCGUGCUUCCUGCGCGGUCUGCACGACUCCGUGCUGCAGUGCGCCAAGACCGUCGCGCUGCUGAAGCUCUGCAGCCCCAAGGACCCACUGUGCGUGGCGGCGGAGCACAGCCGUCCCGGGGUGCGCUGCUGCGCGACGCAGGCCGGCCUGGAGCGACUGCAGGCGCGGUUCGCGCGGCACGAGGCGGCGUGCCAGCGGCUGUGCGGGGAGCCGGUGUCCGUGCGGCAGUUGCUGCAGCGCGCCGACGUCGACCUGGGCGCCGUGCAGCGGGCACGCGCCGGCCGCCUGCUGUGCAUCCAGCGGGCGGGGGAGGCGCGGGCGGCGGCCACACGGGACGGCAAGCGGCGGCUGCUGGCGGAGCAGCGGGAGCAGAUGGAGCUCGCCCAGGCGCGCAGGCUGCAGUUAGCGCAGCGCGAGCGCGAGGAGGAGGAGGCCAGGCGACAGGCCCGCGAGCCCCCGGAGGAGCAGCGGCUGGUGCAGUCGGAGAGAGAAGCGCUAGUGCAGUUCUACGGCUUGUUGACGGAAGCCACCGACAAAAUAAUUAGGGACGCACAGAUGGCAAUAGAGGAGGUACAGGAUAACGCAAGACACGCAGAUACUGGCAUCACUCUGCCUUCGCCGAACAACAACUCCCAGGAGAAUGCUCUGAACAUCGCCAACAUCGUGCACUCGACACACACCGACGACCAUCUCAACAACCCGAUCAUCACGACGCCCAACGGCAACGUUCACUUCCCGGACCCGAACAGCAACGAGGUGACAGCGACGCGACUGAAAGAGGACGUCGACAACGCGAACGCGGGCGUGGAUCUCAUCUGCCACAAGCUGGACGCCGCGGUGCCCAACAUAAACGUGCAGGCGCGCGGGAAGAGGAGGGACCCCCCGGGCAGCCUGCCCCUCACGCCGUGGCACAGCGAGGCUCAGAGGAACAAGCACAGGGCACUGUACGAGGACUUCGGCAUGGGCGGCGUCGUCACGGGCGAGGCAGAGGCCCGGAGGAAGAGUCUCGCCCCGGACACCGACCUGGAGAGGAACAGGAACCGAGUGUUGCAGAGCAGCAUCGGCAUUGGCUUGCGUUGCAAGGAAUGGCCUGCGACGAGUGUCGGUCCAGACACGGCUGCGGUGCUCCGUGGCGACGACUCGAGCAGCACUGGGGUGAAUGCCGUAUGCGUGGGUGCGUCUCCUGAAGUGUCGGAGCCAGCAGAACCAGUGUCCCCAGAUGUUGCUAGCGAUGUGCAGUCGAGCGAGGCCGGUACAGCUACGAGAGAGAGCUGUGUGGAUGUGGAACAGGGAGAGCUGGAGCCAGGGGUGCCAGUGUCCCCGAGUGUUGGCAGUGAUGCUGGCGCAGCUACAAGAGAGAGCACGCAGCUCCCGAGGACUGGGCGGUGGCUGGAGGACUUCCCAGAGGUGGUGGACAUUGCGGGGCACGUGCUUGGCGGGAGCGUGACGGAGUCGCCCGGCCGAGAGAGCCCCGAUGCGCUGGCCGUGCUGUCGGCGCUGCGACGCUCGGUGCUGGUGCCCUUGCAGGCCCAGGCACGACUCGCCAACGCCCAACUGCUGCGCCACCUGUUGGUAGACUGCAGCCUGCUGUCGCACCUGCUCGCCCUGCACCGCUUCUUCUUCCUGCUGGACGGGGAGUUCUCUCGCACGCUCACCACGGACCUGCUGGAGCGCAUGUACCGCGCGCGUCGCCCCAUGGACAUGCUCAACGUGUCGACGCUGGGCGCCGUGCUGGCCCGCGCCCUGGCCGCCUGCUCCACGCCCAACGGCUCGCACCUCAGCUUCAGGGUGAACAGCGUGCCUGACGUGUUCAAGCACGCCAGCCCGUCCGUGCUGAGCUGCCUGGCGCUGCACUACCACGUCGCCUGGCCGCUCGACAUCGUCAUCUCCGGCUCCGCCCUCGACAAGUACAACGCUGUGUUCGGCUUCCUACUGAAGCUGCGACGCAUCUCGUGGGUGAUGGAGCAGGACUUCCACUGGCUGAAGGGCGUGCGGCUGGACCGAGGCGCGCUGCUCGCGUCCCCGCAGUACCACAGCGUGCAGCUGUGGCGACACGACAUGAUGCACGUGGUGUGCGCGCUGCAGAGCUACCUGCUGGGCGUGGUGCACCACCACAGCUGGACCCAGCUGCAGCGCGGCCUGGAGGGAGCGAGCACGCUCGACCAGCUGUGUCGCCUGCACGCCCUCUACCUCCGCCAGGUCCUCCAGAGGUGCUUCCUGGACCCCAAGUCGCAGCCCAUGGAGGUGGCCCUGCAGAACCUGUGCCGUGUCAUCCUCAAGUUCCACGGCGUGCUGCGCGGCCAGCAGUGGGCGCGAGUCCCCGGCGCGGCCUGCUACACGCACCCCUCCUUCCCCCGCCUCGGCGACACCUACAAGGCCUUCCGGCACCUCUGCCACUUCGUGUACCACCUGUGCGUGAAGAUAGCCACGCACGGCUACCAGACCCACGUGUUGUGCCUGCUGCAGCUGCUCAACAUGAACGGCUACUACGGCGACGAGGGCCAGGUAGACCACGGCGGCGAUCCCUGACGCACGGGCGAUCGCGUUGGUAGCGCCGGCGUUGCCUCAGAGCAGUUGGUAGCCGUGCAAGCUGCCGGGGGUAAUCAGUCGGUGGAUAUCCAUGCUACUCUCUCGCUUGGUGCCACAACCUAAUGGCAACUGUAGGCACUGGCAAUUCACAGGCACCUGUUGAAUUGGAUAGUUGUUCAGUUUGUAGCUGUCACAGUCGUUUAAUAUUUCUGGCAACAGAAUAUGUAUUGCUUUUAGUGUGUUCCUUGCGUGAACUUGUUUCCAUUCUGUAUUACAGUUAUAUUCUCAAUCAUCCACAAUUUCGUCAAUUUUUGUUGCCGAGUGAUGCAAGAGUUUUAGCAAUGCACAUGUGAAGUUUAUUUUUAAUCGUUUCUAACACUAAAGGUGAAGAAUUUUUUUUGCAUAUUUAGGAAUCUCGGGGAUAAAAGUGAACCAUAAAAAAAAUAUAAAAGAUAUUAAGUGUACAUAAUUACUAGUGUAAAUGCCCAAACUGUAUGUGACCAUGCAGAUAUGUAUAUGCAGCAACUCAUUUUUAGUGUGCAUUGUGCAGUUGAUUGCAACUGGAAUACCUUUCAGGAACGUAAUUGCUGUUGCUUUAAUAUUUGUUGCGAUUCCUUGAAUCGAUAAGCUUACCGAAAGAUGACUGUCUAUUGUUAUGGAACCUAUAAUCAGUGUGUGUAUGUAUGUAGUGUUUGCGUGGUCAGUGAUGAUUGGCCCGUGUUGGUGCCAGGCCCUCGCCAGCAGCAGUCUCUUCUGCCUGGAGUACUUGCACGGCCUUGUCCCGACCCCAACAUCCUGCACGUCCUUGCCGGCCGGCGAGAGCCACACCUCGCUGCCAUGUGGCUCCAGUAGUUAGACAUAUCUCACUCUAUCAUUGUUUCACAGCAAAUGGAUUCAGUUUAGCAAAAAUAAAUGUCUAUAAUGAAAAAUUAGUGUCCUAAAUAUAGCAAAAAAUCAAAUAUAUGUUGACAAAACAAAUUAGAGGGUGCAAUUUGCUACACGUGGAGUGCAAAUUAUUUAUAAAAAAAAAACUUUGUUUCAAUAAAUGUGGACAUUCGUUAGUAAAGCAUGUCAUUAUGCCUAGCUACACGUUAUUCUCGUUAUUCUACUAUGACUUCAUAGUGUUUAUGCCACGGGGCAGUAAGAGGCGAGUAAAGUUCUAUCAGUUAUCAUCCCAUUGUUUUUCUCCAUUGAAAUGUUAUACACCGGUAUUUUUGUGUGUUUUACAGAUACUUAAUCUAAUCUAUAGCAAAAAUUAAAAAAAAGGCUUAUGUAAAAUAACUUUAAAGAGUCAUUUGUAAAUGGUUUUGUUAUGAUUUAAAUAUUUUACACACAUGAAAGUUUGUGCAUAUUCCUGGCACGAGCAAAGAUGUGGGUUAUUAGCUAGUUCAAAAUAAAACUAAAUAUCAAAUGCACUUUUGCUUCAUAGCACAAUUGAUAGGCAAGAGCAAAUUAUUAUAUAGCUAUUACACAUUAAAAACAUUUAAUCAUGAAAUUUCACUAAAACUAUUUUAGGGUAUAACAUGUAAAUGUAUUAGAAAAUUAAAAUCCCUGUAGUUUAAUAAUAUCCCACUAGUUAAAAAUUCCAACUUCCAUUGCCAAACAUCCCCUUUAUGCUUGCAUUUGUUUUUUUUUUCCACAUUGGUGUUACAUUUUAGGACAUUGAUAUGGGAUGUAUGUUUUGUUUUACAUAGUUUCAACACUUUGUUUAGAUUUUUGUUCAAUAUUGUUACUGACUUAAGACUGAGCCAUUAAUGUCUUUUUUUUUAUUCACUUUGAUUAGUGUAGCUUUUAGAGUCUAACAUUGAUAUUUUCUUCUUUUAGAAUCGUUUGUAGUAAGAAUUUUGUAUUUUAGCAUGGUGAAAUAUAUUGUUGAUUCAAUGAAAAUUUUAUUAGUGGGGAUGGAAAAAAAAAAGGGGGGGGGGGGGAGGGUUUGUCUGUAAAAUCGGUUUACAAACAAUAAUUUUAUGUUAUAACGUCAUAAGAACACUAUGAAAAAUUGCAUACUUUUAAAUUUUCAAAUAUUAUUUACAGUUUUUGCAAAUUUAAUUUAUAUAAUUAUGUUUAAAUGUAAUCAUGAACAAUUAGUAAAAAAAAGCCCGCCUUAACAUGUUUGAUAUUAUAGAAGAUUUUCUUGCACGGUGGUUGGCUGAUUCUUGCAUGCUCGGCUCAGGCUGAAUGUGACAAUUUUUUGUGCGUGCAAACGACAUCCAUCUAUGUAUAAGAUGUGACCUGGGCACCGGCUAGCACUGCGUUGAAUCUCUGGGCUCUCAGGCGUCACACCACCUGUGCCUGCAACUGCAAGGCGGUUAGCGGAGACACUGGUAAAACACAAUAAAGACCUCUUUCGCAGAGUGCAACUUUAAUUUCACGACUAGCACAAACACGUCCAGUCCCGGCGAUGGAGACAGGGGCACUGGUCUGACCAGUGAAGAGACCCGCGCACCUAAUCAAAUGUCGCGCUGGCGACAAUUGACUCCGUGGUGGCGUCCGUCCGCUCGCCACUUUUUGUUGCACUCUCGCGCACCAUGAUCAUGGUUCACUUGUGAGUGCACACACCUCAGGAGGCAACGACCAGCCAUAACGGCCUGUGCGAGCACUAAAGAAUGUCGUCAGCCUUUCAUUUCUCUUGGAUUCACACACGUUGGUACUUACUACGGAACUGCCACCGUGUUCUACAAAAAUCUUCCACUAGUUGAGAACAGUGAACAAAUUUAUUGAAGCAUCAAAAUAUUUCCAUUGCUCUAAAAAGUUUCUUUUUUAUCUUUAGAUCUUCGAGGACAACCCACUAAUUCCGUAAUGUCCUCACUUUGUUUUACCAUUAUAAUUUUUCUCCUGGUGUUAGUUUCCGAAAAACAGUGUUUUUAUGCACAAUGUGUACAUUUUUAAUGGCAUCUACUAAAGUAUUCCAUGUGAUUAUGGAACAUAUAGGGGUGCAUCAUGUCGCAGCUAAGGCCCAAAGGGUGCCGAGGAGGCAGAGUUGUACCGCUUGCUGCGCACUUCGCUGCUUGCUUCCCUCCAGAUUCGCGAGACGCGUGCCUCUUCUCUCCUCGCCUGCAGUGGGAGUACAUGCAUUUGACAACAUGGAACUAAUACAUACUGUGGAAUAUAUCAUGUGUCUUGUGCCAAUGUGCGCACACCUUAAAGGAACACACUAGUAUUGCGAAUUACACAUAAAUUUCCCCGCAUUUUACAAGUUUUGUAAACAACUUUUUGAUUCCCAGAGACUCCCCAUUUCCCAGAUUUCACCUGCUUGGGAGCUCUGGUGGUUCCCUCUGCUCCUGGACAAAACACGCAGAGUUGCAUCAAGUGGUUUCUUAAAGGAAACAAAUUCUUCAUAAAGCGUUCUGUUCCAUUCACGUUGGAGAUGUUCCAAACUCCGUAAUAACGUGCAAUAUCGUUUAUCAGCCCAAAUACUGUAUUGAGUGUUUCGGCAGUGCAUGCUUCUCUGCUGUAUAGUAUCUUGUAAAUGUAAAAUGUUUUAAUAUUGUUUCAUUAAAUCUUUACAAAA